AUGCCUCAACACGUCACAGUCGGCAUCGUCGGCGGCGGCGUCGCCGGCCUAGCCCUAGCAAAAAUGCUCGAGAUGCUCGGUAUUUCCUACAUCCUCUACGAAAGCUACCAUACAAUCGCGCCCAAUGCCGGUGCCAGUCUCGGUCUCAUACCCAGCGGUCUGCGCAUCUUCGACCAGCUGGGCGUGCUUGAUAAGAUCGAGGCGUUUUCUGUCGACCACGACCGAUGGGAGCAUCGUGAUGGAGAGUCUGGGAGGCUUUAUAGAAGGACUUCUGUUAUGAGAAAUUACCCUUCUUUGUUUGGAUACGGUGCAUUCUUCAUGGCGCGCCAGGAUGUACUGAAGAUUCUCUUCGACAGCCUCGAAGACAAAUCACCCGUCUACGCAUCAAAGCGCGUUACUUCAGUUCGAGACCUAGGCGACCUGGCCGUGGUCGAGGCAGCCGAUGGCGACUCGUUCACCUGCGACUUUGUCGCCGGCGCAGACGGGGUCCGCAGCACCGUCCGCGAAGCCAUCCACGCGCAGACAGCCAGACCUCCUGCACACUACCUCCGCGCCUCAACUGCAUGCGUCUUCGGCAUGUCAACCCCUCUCCCCCAGAUGGCCGCCGGUCAGUUCUUCGCCGUCUACAGACGCAAGGUUUCCGCACUCGUCUUCGCCGGACUAAACGGCAAGCUGUACUGGUUUCUAUUCAAGCAACUAGAUGAGCCAUUGGCGUAUGGACCGCAGAGAAAGUUCACCGAUGCUGAUAUCGACGCCGUGCAUAUCGAACUCGCCGAUACGAUCGUCACAGACGGCGUCCGGAUCUCGGAUGUCUUUGCGCGGAGGGAGGUUGCUGUUAUGACGGCUUUGGAAGAGGGUGUUGGGGAGGAUUGGUUCUGUGGGAGACUAUUCCUGCUUGGGGAUUCUGCUCACAAGAUGGUCCCGCACGCUGCAAUGGGUGCGAACCAAGCGAUGGAAUCCGCCGCGUGCUUCGUUAACAGCCUCCGACGCACAAGGCCGAGUCUAGGCAAAGAGCAUUGCCCAAAUAUCAGCGCACCAGAAAUUCAGCAGUGCUUGUCACGCUAUGCUGACAGGCGUAAGGACAUGCUCAAGGCUGUUGUGCAGGCGGCAACUGCAUCGCGCAACAACCAGCUUAUGGUUGGCUCCGCGGCGCAGGAUUUCCUGCGUGUUCUGCCCGAUAUUCGGGAGGAGGACAUGCUUUUGAAGCCGCUGCAGAGCCUUAUUGGCGCUGAGAGGUUGGAGGAUUGGAUGUGUAGAUCUGAGCGGGUGGAGAAGUAUACAGAGGCGUCGGGGAGGGCAUUAGAUAUCUUAAACAGAGGAGGCAGCCUUGCUGAUUGUGGACUACAGGGUGGAUCUAAAUAA
Molecule: messenger RNA, 1362 nt
Organism: Aspergillus puulaauensis
Lineage: Eukaryota; Fungi; Ascomycota; Eurotiomycetes; Eurotiales; Aspergillaceae
Product: FAD-dependent oxidoreductase
Exons: 4
Coding region: 1-1362 (453 amino acids)
Molecular function (GO): FAD binding
Source: RefSeq, a predicted model, not a curated record